GUGUGGACAUGAUAAGAGCUGUCCACCCUGCUCUGUACAGGUACAGUAGGGAGCCCUUUACAUUGGACAUUUUCAUAGGUGAAGAAACUGAGGUUCCAACAGGCUAAGCCACUUGCCCAAAGACGCAGAGGUAGAAAAGGUGAUGGGCUGGGAUUCGAACCCAGGUGUGUCUGACUUCAGAGCCCAUGCUUAGGACCAUGCUGAUUAGAUGCAGGUUAGAUGUUCCUUCUAGAAAUCAGGGAUGUGGUUGGCAAGCUGGCCUGGAAUUGGUAUCCUGGAGGACCAUUCUGCAGGAAGAGAGCCUGGGCUUGGUGAGGAAGGAAGAGCCAAACGCCCCACCGUCAGGGAUGGUGGUUGAGAUGCUUAACAAGCACUAUGCACUGGCAUGAAGCAACCGAAGACAUGCUGGCCAGACAGCAGGACAGCGAUCCCUAUGGGUCGCCGCUGAAUCUCAGCCCUGCCCACUGCCCUCUGGGAGGGCAGGGCCUGGAGGAAGGGAAGGGAUAGGUUGUCCUGGUGCCUCCCAUCGCAGGCAGCUCUAGGCUUUCAGGCCUCAGGAAGCUCUGGAGAGAAGGGUGAGCAAGCAGGGCAUCAGGAGGGCCCUGUCCUGGGCUGUCCUCACCCAGGAGAGGGUACAACAGAGAGAGGAGAGGGAGCACAGGAGAGCACGGCUGUGGGUUUGAAUCCUUAUUGCUCCACUUUCCAGCUGUUGCAGGCGAGGAGGAUACAAAUGACUGGAAGCAUGCCUUAGCCCAGCACCAGGCUUCCUGCACACCCUGCUGAAUUAACACUCUCUGUGUGGAGGGGUUUUACUUAGUCCAAACCAUGUGCAACCCUACUGUGUCCCAGGAGCGCACAGCCACGAUUCUGCUCCUCUGAGAUUCACCAGGAACGCUGGCUGAUGAUGUUAUGGUGGAGCACCAUGGAAGGCGAUUGUUUGAGCUGCAUGAAGUACCUGAUGUUUGUUUUCAAUUUCUUCAUAUUUCUGGGCGGGGCCUGCCUGCUGGCCAUCGGCAUCUGGGUCAUGGUGGACCCCACCGGCUUCCGGGAGAUCGUGGCCGCCAAUCCUCUGCUCCUCACGGGCGCCUACAUCCUCCUGGCCAUGGGGGGCCUGCUGUUUCUGCUCGGCUUCCUGGGCUGCUGCGGGGCCGUCCGUGAGAACAAGUGUCUGCUGCUAUUUUUCUUCCUAUUCAUCCUGAUCAUCUUCCUGGCGGAGCUCUCAGCAGCCAUCCUGGCCUUCAUCUUCAGGGAAAAUCUCACCCGAGAAUUCUUCACCAAGGAGCUCACCAAGCACUACCAGGGCAAUAACGACACGGACGUCUUCUCCGCCACCUGGAACUCGGUCAUGAUCACAUUCGGUUGCUGCGGGGUCAACGGGCCUGAAGACUUUAAGUUUGCAUCUGUGUUUCGACUCCUGACCCUGGACAGUGAAGAGGUGCCGGAGGCCUGCUGCCGGAGGGAACCCCAAAGUCGGGACGGGGUCCUGCUGAGCUGGGAGGAGUGCCUCCUGGGAAGGAGCCUGUUCCUAAACAAGCAGGGCUGUUACACGGUGAUCCUCAACACCUUCGAAACCUACGUCUACCUGGCCGGAGCCCUUGCCAUCGGGGUACUGGCCAUCGAGCUUUUCGCCAUGAUCUUCGCCAUGUGCCUCUUCCGGGGCAUCCAGUAGAGGGUGUGGCCUGAGGCCCGAAGACUCGCCCCACCCACCACUGCCCAGCACCCGAUGCCCUCCCCUGCCCCUCCCCGCUGUCCUCUUGGCCCCAGGGGAGAAGAUGAGGCCAUCAAAGAUGGCCAGGAGAAGGGCCAGGGGCAUAGAGCUAUUUUUUUAACAAAACAAAAUGAAGACAAAAGUAUGGACUGAUGUAUCCUCACCUGGACUCAGGGCAGGUGCCGUGGGCUCUCUGCAGAGACCACAGCGCCUGGCCCAGGAUGUAGGCUGCUCUAGAGACCAAAGGAACACCAGGCCCAGUGCCCCUGUUGGUCCAGCCAGACCCUGGGCCCUCUCUCCUCACUGCACCAGGACCUGAUGCCAAGAAAGUGAGGAUUUAGGCAACGAGGAGGACAAAGCAAAUCUCAGAGAAGUCAUCAAAGCCCCACAGAGAUUCAGCUGGCACAUCCUUGAGGACUCGGAACCCACAGCGCAAUCCCUGGUCCACUGGAGGAUGGACUGUCCCCUGUUCAGGCCGGGGUCAAGAGUGAGCUGCUGAAAUGGCAUCCAAGAAUGGCCCCGCUGGCAGGAUCUUUGCAUUCCCCAUCUGUUGGACCAAAUAAUCUCAAAGGCCCAGAGAGGGGCAGUGGCCCAUCCACAGACACACAGCACAGGCAUGACGGAAUCUGAGUUGUCUCCAGGCUGCUGUCACUGCAUCCAGGGCUCUGUCAGCUCUGCUGCCCACAUGCACCCCUGGCCUCAGCAUUCCGGUUCCCCCAGACAAGAGAGGGCAAGCCAGCCAGGAACCGCCUCCUCCCUGCUCUACAGCUAAGAAAACACCAUUCCAUGACUUCCCACCGUGCCCUCCCUCCUACCUCCCUACACCUCUCUCUCCGAGUCCCCAGGAACACACAGGGGCGCACCUCACAUUCCCUUGUCCACACUGCCCACCUCUCCCCACAAGCCACCCCCUUCCCUGUCUUUCCCCAACUCCCCAGCUCCCAGAGUGGAAGAAAUCCCCAAGAUCAUCUGGGUCUCCCUCUCCACACCCAGAACUGAGGCUUGGGUAUCUUCAAGAUCCUUGCCAAGACUUCUCCACCCUCUUCUUGCAUACCUCCAGGGACAGAGAGCUUACUACCUCCCAAGGCAGCCUCCUGCCUUUGGACUGCUCUGACUUUAGCAUCAGCUUAAUAUACAGAAGAGGUUUCUGUUUUUCUGUGGCUCCGUCCACGGCAUCCCACUUGCCUGCUCUUCUUCCUGGAGUGUUAAGGUCACACAUUGACUCCCCUGAGCCCUCUUCUCUCCAGACUAAAGAAUCCUGAAGGCAUCGAGGCCAUUUCUGCUGCAACAAGGUUUCCUGUCUCUUCACUGUUCACACAUUUCUUAGUAUACCCUCUAUACCCUCCAGGCUUGGGCAGGGAGACUCGCAGACGCACACCCACAAGUAUUCAGUUCUCAAACUCUAGACGAGUGUUGGCAGCUGGAUUGCAAGAUGCCCCUAUCCUGAUAGAUCAGGGGUGGCUGCUGGAGGCUGUGCUGGGGAUCUGAGGUUUGGUCUGGGCUCAGUGAGAGAUGCGGUGCAAUCCUGAUGAGUGAUGUCUGCCAGGCACCAUAAGUUUGAUUAGUGAUGUCUGCCAUGAGCAGGGAUGGAAGGAGCAGUGUGAUGUCUGCUGUCUUUUCUCCCCUCUCUCCCUGUUCAGGAAGAGCUCAUUCUGUCUCACAAGCCACCAGCACCCUGUAUCAGCCUCCAGUCUCCCCUCAGGCUUUCCAGUCACCAGGGACACUCGGAGUCACAGCCUAAAGCCCAGUGUUCCCUGGCCUGUGCUCCUGCCCCCUUCUGAGAUGCAGCCAGAAGCUCUGUGCCUGCUGCAAAGAUUCAGGUGGACCCUCCUCCAAUCUCCUGCUGUGCCUGCAAGUCCUGGCCCUCCCACCAGGUCUCUGAGCUCAGUCUUUCUUUAACAGCUUGCUCUGGCAGCCCCAUAAAUGACACCUGAGCUCCACAGAAGCUAAGCUCCCGAGACCUAGGGACCUGCCGCUGGUACCGCAGCCCAGCCUGGGGCCUGGGACCUGCCCCUCUUGAACCACCUACGUGCUUAGCCCCAGCUUUUUGGAAGAGGCAAAUGUCUGGUCUGAGAAUGACAAGGAAAAACAAAAAAACCAUGCUGGGCAGGACUGAGGCAAAUUGCACAGCUUUAUGGCUCUAAUCCAGGGGCAUCCCAGGCUUCUAGGGCCCAUACGAGUCAGAGGGAGAACCCAGGAGAAAGGUCUGGUCCCAAAGGGAAAUCUGACUAAGGUGGGUUCAAGGGCGGACACAGGCUGCUUCUCAAUGGCUUUCCACAAAUGUGCCAAGGAACCCUCAGUCAGCCCAGAUUCAGUUCCCCAGCCAGCCGCUGGCCAUCCCCUUAGCCUGGAAAGGGAAGACAGGCGGUUUUCUGCUCCUGUUGGCAUUCGCCCAGGCUGGUAGCUAUUUGCAAGGCUGCCUGAGGCCAUUUCUUGGAGGCAAGGCAAAGAAAGCUCAGCCCAAAUCAGGCUUGAGCCUCCCUCCACAGCACAGGGAGGAACAGGGUUCAGCUGGCUUGGUCCAGAUACAACCCACAGCAGGUUCUGGUGGUGGCUGGGGGUAGGGGUGGGCAGGGAUACCUCUUCGUUUCUUUUUACCCCAGAAUACAACAGCUCACAACAGAGACUUCCUCGGACCCCGCUAACAGGACAAGGAACAAGACGACUACACUGUUCAUCACAAACCCUGCCUGUAUUGAAAGCCACUUUGCUGCUCUGAAGCUACUGCCUCUUAGAGAAAAGGAGUAUCUCUUUAUGGGCUGGGGGUGAGGGCUCCUCCCCAGGGUCUCUGUUAAGUUCUAGCCUUGGUGCUCAGGCCUGUCCGCAGCCUCCCUUGUCCAUCUCUCUAUCCGUGCUUGAGGGGCCCAGACAGGAUUCCCCAAACCAGCUGAGGCCCCAGCACCCCCAUCUCCCCAGAAGCCCCUUCCUCCCUCAUAUGUUGAAAGUCUAUUUUAAAAACUGUCUAUGUUCCUUGCCGUAGAUUGCAGAGCUAAUUUAUCACGUUUCUCUCCUGUGAGACCCCGUUUUAUAUGAUAUAUCCAGAGGAAGUUUUGUAAUAUAAAACAGGACGCCCACACUGAUGGUUUUGCACUGGUUUUUGUGACUGUUUCUUACAAAAAGAAAAAGGAACAAAGAAUAAAUAGUGACCGUGAA
Molecule: messenger RNA, 4861 nt
Organism: Cercocebus atys (sooty mangabey)
Lineage: Eukaryota; Metazoa; Chordata; Mammalia; Primates; Cercopithecidae
Gene: TSPAN18
Product: tetraspanin 18
Exons: 8
Coding region: 902-1669 (255 amino acids)
Cellular component (GO): membrane
Source: RefSeq, a predicted model, not a curated record